UCAAAACACACAUGUCGAGCCCUAUAUUGCUCAUGGUCACGCCGAUGAUGCACCACCGCCGCCACCUCCUCCCAAAGAUUACAAGUGGGCAUCAGCGUCUACGCGGCGCACUUUCCUAGGAGAAGAAUACAAUGCCUGCUUCACAGCCAAUCCACAUCAUCCAGCAAACGCCGCCACGAAUCCCUGUCAAGGUGAAUUCACCUCCUACCAUGCCAUUAACGCCCGAAGAGAAAGAGCGUCGUAGAUGGGCUGCGCAACGCCAAUCCCAACUGGAAAAAGCAGCCAUGCUGAGGGAAGAACAUGAACGCCAAGAGACGAAACGGCGUGAGAAAGUAGAGCAAGAACGCCUACAGCGUGAGGAGGAAGAGGAAAGGAAAGCAAUACUGCAAGAGGAGUUGCGGUCUGCAGCGCUCAGAAAAGCGAGACUGGAGAGAGAGAGAAGAGAGGAAGAACAACAACAAUUACAAGAGCUACGAGAAAGGAGACGGCUAGAGAAAGAGCGGAGGCUGCAACACACGAAGGAAAUAGAGCGGUGGCGAGCAGAGCAGAUGCAGCGCGCCGAGUCCCAGUACAGUGAGAAGGAAGAAGAGCGUAGAAGGUCAGAAGAAGGGAGGCGCAUGAGAAUUGCUCGCAUGAACGAGGAAUUAUUCUCCACCAGCAGGACAGACAAGAUGACAGGUUGGGUCACGGUACAACCGCCCAACGCGCUGGCGUGGAAGAGGCGAUAUUAUACAUUUGAACUGGGCCAUGCAGAAUCCAAGAUGUUGCUAUACGGAAAUCCAGGGGAGGUCGUCAAACCCCUCGACAUCCUCCCUCUGUACGGACGGAUCGAUUCACUUGCAGAAUGGUACGAGGGCUUCGAGGAACUAGAAGCGAUCUCCCACUCGUUUGCUCUGCGCUUCGUCGACGGCGUCGAAUGGCGGAUGUUCGCAGAUUCAGCAGAAGAGAAGGAUCGACUGCUGGUGCUGCUGAGUGAGGCGGCGGACAUAACCUUGUGAAUUAUCUGUGAAGUUUUUAUUUGUUAACUUACAAGACAUGACAAGGGAUGAUAUAAAAUGUGUAUUCCUAGUAGCAGAGUCCAUAUGUAGUUUUUCUAGUCCUUCAGCUGGAUAUGGAGGUCAAACGAUACAUUCAAUAUGAGCGCGAGCGAGCACUGACAUACCGAUUGCCGCUAGUAAAUUGUACAAGUAAUACUUACGGCGAGUUUGCAAGUGUAUGCGGGGAU
Molecule: messenger RNA, 1225 nt
Organism: Suillus plorans
Lineage: Eukaryota; Fungi; Basidiomycota; Agaricomycetes; Boletales; Suillaceae
Exons: 4
Coding region: 132-998 (288 amino acids)
Source: RefSeq, a predicted model, not a curated record